This is a messenger RNA of Juglans regia (Persian walnut), 1769 nucleotides long. Its product is annotated as oxalate--CoA ligase-like. The transcript is spliced from 3 exons. NCBI's taxonomy places the organism in Eukaryota, Viridiplantae, Streptophyta, Magnoliopsida, Fagales, Juglandaceae. The record is from RefSeq and is a predicted model, not a curated record. Gene Ontology annotation, molecular function: medium-chain fatty acid-CoA ligase activity. Gene Ontology annotation, biological process: fatty acid metabolic process. The coding region runs from base 127 to 1704 and encodes 525 amino acids.
GACCUCUAUCUCUCACACCACCUUUAUUUCAAAUCGUUUCUUUAUUGAUCUCACUACUACUGCUCAGGAGGAAAAACCAGCCAAAGACCCCAUAAUCAAAAAUCAAGAUCGUUGCUACCGAGAAAAAUGGAGAAUCAUCCUACCUUAACUGGCUUGUUGCAGAAAGCCGCAUCGGAAUUCCCCACCCGGCGAGCUCUUUCGGUCUCCGGAAAACUCGAUAUCACCCACCUCCGAUUACAACAGCUUGUCGAUAACGCCGCCACUCUUCUGCGUGCCUCCGGUAUCAGCCCCGGUGACGUCGUCGCCCUCAUCUUUCCUAACACCGUCGAGUUUGUGGUGAUGUUCUUGGCCGUAAUUCGAUGCCGAGCUACGGCUGCGCCAUUGAACCCGGCUUACACGGCGGAAGAGCUCGAAUUCUACCUCUCUGACUCAGAAUCGAAGCUUCUCAUCACAACGAAAGAAGGUAUUCAAUCGGCUCAAGCCGCGGCUUCUAAACUCAAAAUCCCUCACGUGACCGCCACUCUACCCGACCCCCAAUCUGGAAUCUCUAUCUCCAAUUCGGGUGCCGAUUCCAUCUCCAACGACUCGGUCUCAGAACUCGUCAAUGACCCUUCCGACGUGGCUCUAUUCCUGCAUACGUCCGGUACCACGAGCCGGCCAAAAGGAGUGCCUUUGACUCAGCUCAACCUGGCGUCCUCGGUUCUGAAUAUCAAAUCGGUGUACAAACUCACUGAGUUGGACUCGACCGUGCUCGUCCUUCCGUUGUUCCAUGUCCACGGGUUGAUUGCCGGGUUAUUGAGUUCGCUCGUUUCCGGAGCCGCCGUGACCCUCCCAGCAGCCGGCCGAUUCUCUGCCUCGACGUUUUGGUCCGACAUGCUCGCUUACGGAGCCACGUGGUACACCGCGGUCCCCACCAUCCACCAAAUCGUCCUAGACCGUCACCACAGCAAACCGGAGCCCUUUUACCCGAAGCUUCGCUUCAUCCGCAGCUGCAGCGCGUCGCUGGCUCCAACCAUACUGGAUCGGUUGGAGGAGGCAUUCGGAGCACCGGUGCUGGAAGCCUACGCGAUGACGGAGGCGGCUCAUCUCAUGGCGUCGAACCCGUUACCGGAGAACGGCGUGCAUAAGUCCGGCUCGGUGGGCAAACCCGUGGGUCAGGAAAUGGCGAUUCUGAACGAGAACGGGCUCCGACAGCCGGAGGGUGUAAGCGGAGAGGUGUGUAUACGGGGACCAAACGUGACCAAAGGUUAUAAGAACAAUCCGGAGGCCAACAAGGGAGCGUUUACAUUCGGAUGGUUUCAUACAGGUGACGUCGGGUAUUUGGACUCCGACGGAUAUCUGCAUCUCGUGGGUAGGAUCAAGGAGCUCAUCAACCGCGGAGGGGAGAAGAUAUCCCCAAUCGAAGUUGACGCAGUGCUUUUAUCUCAUCCCGAGAUUGCUCAGGGUGUUGCGUUUGGGGUUCCUGAUGAUAAAUAUGGCGAAGAGAUAAAUUGUGCCGUAAUUCCCACAGAAGAUAGCAAAAUAGACGAAGCGGAGGUGCUGCGAUUUUGCAAGAAGAAUCUGGCAGCUUUCAAGGUCCCCAAGAAGGUUUUCAUCACCGAUGAUCUCCCAAAAACUGCCACCGGAAAAAUUCAGCGACGGUUCGUAGCUGAGCAUUUCCUCGCUCAAAUCUCCACCGCCAAAGUUCCAAAGUUUGGAGCUUGAGAGUCUAUUUUCUGAUUUGCAGGCACGCCGUUUGUGGGUUGUCCAUGAUUAGGACUUCCAAAAUA